AUGGACAAGCUCAGCAAGAGGGGCUUCUUUGAUGCCCUUCAAAGGCUCGAUAACUCCGAUGAUGAAGACGAUGACUCUUUUGAGAAUCUUCUCUUCAGUUCGCGAUCUUCUCGGAAUCCAGGUCCAUCUGCUGCUCCUGUCCCAGCCAGUCCUGGGCCCGCUUCUCUUCAACGUUCCAACACCGAACCUCUGGCCUUACCUGCUGUUGGACUGCGGCAAAUUCCUCACACCGGUAAUCCUCGAAGCUUUGUCGAGACCACCGGAACGAUGCCGUUGAUAAAGGCCGCAGGUCCUCCUGCGAAGAAGAGGAAGACAGAUAACCUCAAGAUUCUCCCUGAAAAUCGGCAGAUCUUUAAAGGGCUUUCAUUCUUCUUUUUGCCGAACAAUGAUAUCGCCCCGUCUCGGCGACUGCGCAUCCAACGGGCUCGGGAGUAUGGUGCUCAAUGGGCCAGAGAAUGGACAGAGAGUAUCACGCAUGUAAUUGUCGACAAGGGCCUUCUAUAUCAGGACCUCUUAACCCACGUGAAGGCCGAAAACUUACCUGCUCGUAUUGCCGUUGUGAAUGAAUCCUACCCAUCCGACUGCAUCAGAUUUCGAACAGUCUUGAGCACCCUGCAAGUACGCUUCCGUGUCAAGGGCACCCCGGUGGAUACGGACAAUUUAGAGCCAACUAUGACCGCUGAGCCGGUACUCGCAGACUCCUUGCCACUGAAACCAUCGAGAAGAGCACGGCAAAAGUCUCCAGAAACUUCUCAGUCAAACUGCGAAACAGCGCUAAUCGAGUCACCUUUCCCCAAGCUAGCAGUCAGCCAGCCAGCGCCAGAGACAGAGCAUGAUGCAAUUACGCGCGAAAGGGAUUCCCUAGAUGAUGUUAUCGACGAGGCAAAAGCAGCCAAUCAUUUGCCCCUCGAUGCACUUGACUCAUCUGACGAGGAAUCCCAUGCCGAAGAAACCGAUGGCGAAUCCUCUGAGCGAGAGGACGCCCCCAAAAAGAAACAGAGAGAACCGCUCGGGGAGAAUAAGACUGGGCAAUCAUGGAUGCAGGGCUUCGCUUGCAUGCAAAAGUUCGACCCGAACGCAAAAAGUGAUAACCCCAACAGCAGAACCAUCGAGAUCCUGCAGCAAAUGUUGGAUUACUAUACCCGCACCGUCGAUCAAUGGCGCACAAUGGCCUAUCGCAGGGUGAUCGCUGCAUUACGCCGACAGCCUCAAAAGGUCGCAACACGAGCUCAGGCUCUGGCCCUCCCCGGCAUCGGAAAACGACUGGCGGACAAGAUCGAGGAAAUUGUCCUCACCGACCGCCUCCGUCGUCUUGAUCACACCAAUGAAUCUCCCGAAGAUAGAAUGAUUCAAGUAUUUCUUGGUGUCUACGGUGCUGGCCUCAUCCAAGCGUCUAAAUGGGUUGCACAAGGCUAUAGAUCUCUCGAUGAUCUCCGGGACAGAGCACCGCUCUCUAAAAACCAGCGCAUCGGAGUGGAGCGUUACCACGACUUUGCUCAGCGAGUACCACGCAAGGAGGUCGAAGAACAUGGAGCGAUCGUCCGUCGGGCAGUACAGGCGGUGGACAAGGACAUGCAGGUCAUUAUCACAGGUUCUUACCGCCGCGGGGCACUGGAUUCGGGAGACAUCGAUCUCCUCAUCACCAAGCCGAACGCAUCGCUGGAUAAAAUACAAUCACUGAUGAUGAACAUCGUGGUGCCAAAGUUGUUUGACGAUGGAUUUUUGAAAGUUGGACUUGCUACCUCGCGUCAUAACCACGACGCGUCCAAAUGGCAUGGCGCGUCCGCUCUGCCUGGGAAUGUGUGGCGACGCAUCGAUUUGCUUUUUGUGCCUGGGGCCGAGUUCGGGGCUGCAAUCCUUUACUUCACCGGAAACGAUAUUUUUAACCGCAGCAUGAGACUACUAGCCCGAAAAAAGGGUAUGGUGUUGAACCAGCGAGGGCUGUACACGGAUGUGCUUCGCAGCGCCGGUGUGAAGAUCAACCCGGGGCGACUAUUGGAGGCACGCAAUGAGCGCCGGAUCUUUGCGGCCUUGGGAGUGCCCUGGCGGCCUCCAGAGUAUCGAAUUUGCUAG
This is a messenger RNA of Penicillium atrosanguineum, 2073 nucleotides long. Its product is annotated as DNA-directed DNA polymerase IV. Gene Ontology annotation, molecular function: DNA-directed DNA polymerase activity; DNA binding. The record is from RefSeq and is a predicted model, not a curated record. The transcript has 5 exons. The coding region runs from base 1 to 2073 and encodes 690 amino acids. Gene Ontology annotation, cellular component: nucleus. Gene Ontology annotation, biological process: double-strand break repair via nonhomologous end joining. Lineage: Eukaryota; Fungi; Ascomycota; Eurotiomycetes; Eurotiales; Aspergillaceae.